Molecule: messenger RNA, 1981 nt
Organism: Blastocystis hominis
Lineage: Eukaryota; Bigyra; Opalinata; Blastocystidae
Exons: 4
Coding region: 1-1971 (656 amino acids)
Biological process (GO): vesicle-mediated transport; intracellular protein transport
Cellular component (GO): membrane coat
Molecular function (GO): clathrin binding
Source: RefSeq, a predicted model, not a curated record
AUGGAUAUUAUCAAGAAGGUCACUCAGACUACCAGCAAAUUCUUUGGAGAUAACAAGAAAGAAGAAGUAAAUGAACUGAAGCAGCAGCUUGCCUCCAACAGCGUCGAUGAGAAAAAGGACGCUUUGAAGAAGGUCAUUGCCUUGAUGACUAUCGAUAAGAACGUCUCUGAUCUUUUCAUUGAUGUCAUCAACUGUAUGCAGCAGGGAGAUAUCGAGAUGAGAAAGCUUUGCUACCUGUACCUCAUCAACUACGCCGAUGAGCAGCCCGAUCUGGCUCUUCUGGCCGUGCAGUCCUUCAUUCGUGAUGCUGCUGAUCAGAAUCCUUUGAUUCGUGCUCUGGCUGUGCGUACCAUGGGUUGCAUCCACGUCGAGCGUAUUUCUGAAUACCUGACGGAGCCUCUGCGUACCAGCAUCACCGAUCCUGAUCCGUACGUGCGCAAGACCGCUGCCAUGUGUAUCUGCAAGCUGUACGAUGUGAGCCCCACGCUGGUGGAGGAGCAGGGCUUCAUCGAGUCCCUGCACGACAUGAUCUCCGAUGAGAACUCCGCUGUGGUUGCGAACGCGAUCGCCGCGCUGUGCGAGAUCCAGGACAACUCUCCGCGCGAGGUGCUGAAGAUCUCGACGUCGAUGCUGCAGAAGCUGAUGGUGGCGCUGACGGAAUGCACGGAGUGGGGCCAGGUGUACAUUCUGGACUGCUUGGCGCGCUACGAGCCGCGCGACGAGCGCGAGGCGGAGGCGAUCAUCGAGCGAAUCCAGGCCCGUCUGAACCACAGCAACACGGCGGUGGUGCUGAGCGCAAUCAAAGUGAUCAUGGUGUACAUGGAGCACAUCACGAGACAGGACAGCAUCCGAUCGCUGGUCCGCAAGAUGGGCCCGCCACUGGUGACUCUGCUGUCCAGCGAGCACCCCGAGAUCCAGUUCGUGUCGCUGCGCAACAUCAACCUGGUGGUGCAGAAGCGUCCGGACGUGCUGCAGACGGAGAUCCGCGUGUUCUUCUGCAAGUACAACGACCCGAUCUACGUGAAGAAGGAGAAGAUGGACAUCAUGGUGAAGCUGGCCACCGAGCGGAACAUCGAGCAGGUGCUCACCGAGUUCAAGGGCUACGCCCAGGAAGUCGAUGUGGAGGUGAUCCGCAAGGCGGUGCGCUCGAUCGGCCGUCUGGCCAUCCGCUUGGAGAAGGUGUCGGAGCGCUGCGUGAAGGCGCUGCUGAGCCUCAUCCAGGAGAAGACGAACUACGUGGUGCAGGAGGCGAUCAUCGUGAUCCGCGAUAUCUUCCGUCGCUAUCCGAACAAGUACGAGUCGAUCAUCGGCACGCUCUGCCAGAAUCUGGACACGCUCGACGAGCCCGAGGCCAAGUCCGCGAUGAUCUGGAUCAUCGGAGAGUACGCGGACCGCAUCGACAACUCCGAAGAGCUGCUGGAGACCUUCCUGGACGGCUUCGACGACGAGCCGAUCAACGUGCAGCUCUCGCUGCUCACCGCCACGGUGAAGCUGUUCCUGCAGAAGCCCAACGAGUCCAAGGACCUCGUCAAGGACAUCCUCAACACCGUCACGCAGAACUGCGAUGAUCCCGAUCUCCGCGAUCGCGGCUACAUCUACUGGCGAUUGCUGUCGCAGGACCCGGAGACGGCCGCGGAGAUCGUGCUGGCGGAGCACCCGGUGAUCAGCGAUACGGCGGAGGGCGUGGAGUCGUCGCUGCUGGAUCUGCUGAUUGCCAAUCUGUCCACGCUGGCAGUCAUCUAUCAGAAGAACCCGGAUCAGUUCGUACGCAAGGCGGAGAUCCACGAGAAUAGAGAGGAGGACGAUGACGAUGAGGAUGAAGACGAUGAGGAGGAUGAUGAUGAUGACGAUGAGGAUGACGAUGAUGACGACGAUGACGAUGACGACGAUGAUGACGAUGAUGACGAGGAAGAGGAGGAAGAGGAUGACGACGAGGAGGAGGAAGAGGAAUAUGAUGAGGAUGACGAAUAAAUUGCGUACU